Drosophila innubila is the source of this 1434-nucleotide messenger RNA. RefSeq names its product ADP,ATP carrier protein. The coding region runs from base 1 to 900 and encodes 299 amino acids. The record is from RefSeq and is a predicted model, not a curated record. Gene Ontology annotation, biological process: mitochondrial ATP transmembrane transport; mitochondrial ADP transmembrane transport. Lineage: Eukaryota; Metazoa; Arthropoda; Insecta; Diptera; Drosophilidae. The transcript is spliced from 3 exons. Gene Ontology annotation, cellular component: mitochondrial inner membrane. Gene Ontology annotation, molecular function: ATP:ADP antiporter activity.
AUGGGCAAGGAUUUUGAUGCUGUUGGAUUCGUCAAGGACUUCGCUGCCGGAGGUAUCUCCGCAGCCGUCUCAAAGACUGCCGUCGCACCCAUCGAGCGUGUGAAGCUGCUUCUCCAGGUGCAGCACAUCUCGAAACAAAUCACACCCGAUCAGCAGUACAAGGGUAUGGUUGAUUGCUUUAUCCGCAUUCCAAAGGAACAGGGUUUUGCUUCAUACUGGCGCGGUAACAUGGCCAACGUUAUUAGAUAUUUCCCAACUCAGGCUCUGAACUUUGCCUUCAAGGACAAGUACAAGCAGGUCUUCUUGGGCGGUGUUGACAAGAACACCCAGUUCUGGCGUUACUUCAUGGGUAACUUGGCCUCCGGCGGUGCUGCUGGUGCCACUUCCCUGUGCUUCGUCUACCCCUUGGACUUUGCUCGUACUCGUUUGGCUGCUGAUACCGGCAAGGGCGGUGCCCGUGAAUUCACCGGUCUGGGCAACUGCCUGACGAAGAUCUUCAAGAGUGACGGCAUUGUCGGUCUUUAUCGCGGCUUCGGUGUCUCGGUGCAGGGUAUUAUCAUCUAUCGUGCUGCAUACUUUGGCUUCUACGAUACCGCACGUGGCAUGCUGCCCGAUCCCAAGAACACACCCAUCUACAUCUCGUGGGCCAUCGCUCAGGUGGUGACAACCGUUGCCGGUAUUGUGUCCUAUCCAUUCGAUACUGUCCGUCGUCGCAUGAUGAUGCAGUCUGGCCGUAAAUCCACGGAGAUCAUCUACAAGAACACCCUGCACUGCUGGGCAACCAUUGCCAAGCAGGAGGGAUCCGGUGCAUUCUUCAAGGGUGCAUUCUCCAACGUACUCCGCGGUACUGGCGGUGCUUUUGUCCUUGUCUUGUACGAUGAAAUCAAGAAGGUCUUGUAAAUUACACAACAAAAAAUAAAUUAAAUUAUUCCAACAACAACAACAACAAAACAACAACAACAACAACAACACUACCAGCUAAUUAUAUUACAACAACUUAAAGAUGAAGCAAAUUAAUCCCAAAAAUAUAAUUAUGAAAUUAUAUUUAUAUAAUAUAAAUAACUGGAAUAUAAUUUAAUUGCACUUAAUGAUGGCCAGACAACAACAACAAUCACAAAAGGAGCAGCAAUAGGAAUUUUUGAAGGAGCGAGGAUUUAACGAACGAAAACAUAUAGACAUAUAUAGACAUUAAUUAAUACAUUAGUUAAUAUUAUUGUCAAGUUCAACUUUCCCCAACUCCCUUCAAAUUUUUCCCCCCAACUUCUUCUUUUGGCGACACACAAAAAAAUCCGUAAACCGAAUGUUAAUGAGAGAAAUUCAAUUACAACCACAACACACAGAAUUUCGCUCAGUGCAGCCAAUGCAAACAACAACAAACAAACAAACAAAAAAUCAACUGCGGUUGGUUUAAAAAUAUAUAAAAAUUGAUAAAAA